UGUCUUUGUGCAGUCGAAGAAGCCAAGAUGGCAGCCACUGUGAAGGGACCUGUAGCGGUUGAAGAUGUAAAUGUCACUUUUGAGGACCAGCAGAAGAUCAAUAAAUUUGCCAGGAACACAAGUCGGAUGACAGAACUCAAAAGUGAAAUAGACGCAAAGAAAAAAUCGCUGCAGGACUUACAGGAUGCCAGUGAUGACCUGAUGAUGUUAGACGACGAUGCUUUAUUGAUCCCUUAUCAAAUUGGUGACGUCUUUAUCAGUCACACCCAGGAAGAAACACAAGAGAUGCUGGAGGCUGCUAAGGAAGCACUGGAGCAGGAGGUCAAAGGCCUUGAGGAGCAAGUGUCAGCGAUACAGCAAGUGUUGGGGGAUCUGAAGGUCCAGCUCUACGCCAAGUUUGGUAACAAUAUUAACUUGGAGGCAGAUGAAAGUUGAGCAGUGAAACAGACAUUGACAGCUGCCCCAGCAUGGACUUUUUUUCAUGCAGCUCUCGCGUCACAUCCACAGGACACAUUUGCCAAACAAAGCGUCAACAUGAACAGCUUAGGUUUGUAGUUUCUGGCUUUUGUUUACACAGAUGUUGUGUGUAUGCGUUAAGUUUUGGAAAAUAAAUUCACAAAGACAACAAAGAAGAUUAAAUAAAUGCACAUAAUUUCUGAUGUA
Messenger RNA from Seriola dumerili (greater amberjack), 663 nucleotides. RefSeq names its product prefoldin subunit 4 (gene pfdn4). The coding region runs from base 28 to 435 and encodes 135 amino acids. Gene Ontology annotation, biological process: protein folding. Lineage: Eukaryota; Metazoa; Chordata; Actinopteri; Carangiformes; Carangidae. Gene Ontology annotation, cellular component: cytoplasm; prefoldin complex. The record is from RefSeq and is a predicted model, not a curated record. The transcript has 4 exons.